This is a messenger RNA of Physella acuta, 1510 nucleotides long. Its product is annotated as 26S proteasome non-ATPase regulatory subunit 13. The record is from RefSeq and is a predicted model, not a curated record. Gene Ontology annotation, cellular component: nucleus; proteasome regulatory particle, lid subcomplex; cytosol. NCBI's taxonomy places the organism in Eukaryota, Metazoa, Mollusca, Gastropoda, Physidae. Gene Ontology annotation, biological process: ubiquitin-dependent protein catabolic process. Gene Ontology annotation, molecular function: structural molecule activity.
UACUCAAUGCAAACAGGAAAUACAUAAAUGAACGGCUCUUUUUUCUAGGAAAAUAAACAAAUUAAGAAAGAAAUAUCCGUGGACGAUAGAAAUAAUAAAUUUUAGAAAAUAUCAAUCAUGCCUAACGUAGCUGGUUAUCUAGCAGAACAACAAAGGAAAAGUACGGGUGAUGUUUCUACUGAAUGGGGACUCCUAGAAGAAUUAUACAACAAAAAAUUAUGGCAUCAAUUAACUCUAAGGCUCCUGCAGUUUGUAAAAAACCCUAUCUUUUCAAAAGGAGAUGGAAUACUACGGCUGUAUGAAAAUUUCCUGUCUGACUUUGAGCACAGAAUCAACCCCCUCUCUCUGGCGGAGCUUAGUGUUUAUGUUGUCCAGCAAAUCCCAGAUCCAAAACAAGCCACAGAAUUUCUUGAGAAAAUGAAAGAGAAAGUUAAAGCCAGUGAAGAGGCCAAAGUUUUGUGUAUGACUACAAUGGGUAAAAUCUAUCUCCGGAAUAAAGAAUUCCCUCCAGUAAAGGCCCUAAUGGAAGAGUGUGAGAAAAUUUUAAAUGAUAUAGAUGGAGUGACCACAGUACAUGGACGCUUCUAUGAACUAACGAGCAACUAUCAUAAACUAAUGGGCAACCAUGCUCAGUACUAUCAAGAGGCCCUUAGGUUCUUAGGCUGCACAGAUCUGAUAGACAUGCCAAAAGCCGAGCAGGCAGAGAGAGCUUUUAAUAUUGGUUUAGCAGCUGUAAUAGGCGAGGGUGUAUACAAUUUUGGUGAGCUCCUUGCCCAUGAUAUCUUGGCAUCCUUGAAGGGCACAGAUAAAGAAUGGCUGGUUGAUCUUCUGUAUGCUUUUAACAGCGGAGAUAUUGACAAAUUCAUAGGUCUGAAGGAUAAAUGGGCUACUCAGCCGGAUCUGAAAGUCAAUGAUCUUGUCAUGAGGAACAAGAUCAAUCUGUUAUGUUUGAUGGAGAUGACAUUCCAAAGGCCAGCAACAGAUAGACAACUGACAUUUGAUAGUAUUGCCCAGACUGCCAAAAUUGACAAAAAUCUGGUUGAGCUGUUAGUCAUGAAAGCUUUGAGUCUUGGAUUAGUGAGAGGAUCUAUUGAUGAAAUAGAACAGAAAUGUCACAUGACAUGGGUACAGCCUAGAGUACUGGAUCGCAAACAGAUUGCCAGCAUGCAGACCCGCCUUGAGUUGUUGGGAAAAGAUAUUGGCUUGAUGGAACGCCUGUUAGAAACAACUGCUCAUGAUAUUCUCACAUAAUUUUUGAAGCAGUAUUGCAUUUUAUCUUCUUUUUUUUACUCUAUUUGUUUUGUAUUGAUUUUUAAUUUUUUUUUUCAUUAACCAUAAACAACUGCAAUUAUAUAAGUAUAAAUAAAAAUAGGUUGCUUUAUUAUUUGUAAAGAAACAAUAGUCUAUUACGCUGGUAAGUUUAGAUACUUUGUCAGGGAAAUAAUUUAAUUUGGUCACUUAUCCUUUGUUUAAAUUCAGUUGCCCGUGAAAUAAAUUAUAAUUGAAAUGA